AGCACUCCCGCGACCCCUGUAACGAUAUAAGCGGCUAAGCAAAUGGAUGGAUGGAGGGAUUUUUGCAACCUCUUGAGGCUGAGGCAAUGAUUGCAUUUCCCAACCCCAACCCCAAUGGGCAGACCUGCUGUGGGCUAUCGGUUUCAUUUUAUCUUUUUAAAUGAUCUACCCAUGAAAGAUGUUGCCAAAUUCUCUUGUGCUCUUGACACAAAGGUUAUAGCACACAUUUUGUAUUCAUAUACCCUUUCGUUAUGAGGUACAAUGUAUUGUUAGAGCAUCUAAAAGAAAAAAAAAAAAACACCAACAGCGUAUCUCUAAUGUCAAAAGAGAACAAUGAACAUUUUCGAAUAGGAACAGUUUUCCAAACGUGUAGUCCCAACGUUAUUCUUUAGUAUAAUUUAUUCAGGCAGCCUGAAAAUCUCGCGGUGUUACCACCCAGACGUCUUACAUUGUAUUGAGUCUGGUUUUCCUGAAUUUGUUAUUUAACCAUAGACAACAUCAAUUUAUAUUCGAGAGUCGAGUGCAGCUUUUGGAUGAGCCUCGCGUGCCAAGCCUGCGGCGUGUCGACGCUCUCUCUCCGCCUGUUCUGGGCUUCGUUGACGUACCGUGCGUCAUCUCUACCGCUGCGGUUUUGUUAUUUUGCUCUGUUGAGGAAUCAUGGCAACUCCCGCCGCGGUCAACCCGUCUGACUCUGAAAGAAUAAAAGGGGACAAAACGCCGCCAGGCCGCCGAAGCCUGGCUCCAGCAUCCAUCCCCUUCCCCCAUAUUGUCUGGCCGUUCGUACAGCUUUGCUAACUUAUACGUCUUUGUCACAUCUAGCUAAUCAGAAUCAGCUUGAUUGGCCCAGUGUGUAAAAACACACAAGAAACCUUUCUCUGUCAGUCGGUGCUGCCCUGGUACGACAUUCAGAACAAAGAACAACAAGAAAUGGGCAGUGAGUUGCCGGGAACUGUAGUGAUGCCAGGAGCAGUUGGAUCUGGCCCGGUAAGGAUCGGAGGAUCUGUGCCAGGCCGUGGUGGCAAGAGAAGAUCAGGCGGAAUGGACUUUGAUGAAGAAGACGGAGAGGGGCCUAGCAAGUUUUCAAGAGAGAACCACAGUGAAAUUGAACGACGCAGACGCAAUAAAAUGACGCAGUACAUCACAGAGCUGUCAGACAUGGUCCCCACCUGCAGUGCUCUGGCCCGCAAACCUGACAAAUUAACCAUUCUGCGUAUGGCAGUCUCACAUAUGAAAUCAAUGCGGGGCACAGGGAACACAUCCACUGACGGGGCGUAUAAACCCUCAUUUCUCACUGAGCAGGAACUGAAGCAUCUGAUCUUGGAAGCUGCUGAUGGCUUUCUGUUCGUAGUGGCGGCAGAAACAGGACGUGUCAUCUACGUCUCUGAUUCUGUGACACCAGUGUUGAACCACCCCCAGUCUGAGUGGUUUGGCAGCACUCUGUAUGAACAAGUCCACCCAGAUGAUGUUGACAAGCUAAGGGAACAGCUCAGUACCUCAGAAAAUUCCAUGACAGGACGGAUUCUUGACUUGAAGACAGGAACAGUGAAAAAGGAGGGGCAGCAAUCCUCCAUGAGAAUGUGUAUGGGCUCCAGGCGCUCCUUCAUCUGUCGUAUGAGGUGCGGCAGUGCUCCCUUGGAUCACAUCUCACUAAACCGUCUGUCUAAUAUGAGGAAGAGAUACAGGAAUGGCCUCGGACCAUCAAAAGAAGGGGAGGCACAGUACUCUGUGGUUCAUUGCACUGGCUAUAUCAAAGCUUGGCCCCCCGCAGGUAUGACUGUACCAGAUGAGGACACAGAGGCGGGGCAGACAGGGAAGUACUGCCUUGUAGCCAUUGGAAGACUGCAGGUAACCAGCUCUCCAGUGUCUAUGGAUAUGAAUGGUCUGUCGGUACCCACAGAGUUCUUGUCCCGCCACAAUUCAGAUGGAAUCAUCACCUUUGUCGAUCCACGCUCCAUCAACGUUAUUGGUUAUCAGCCUCAGGACUUGUUGGGAAAAGAUAUUCUGGAGUUUUGUCAUCCUGAAGACCAGAGUCACCUGAGAGAAAGUUUUCAACAGGUGGUGAAGCUAAAAGGUCAGGUACUGUCUGUGAUGUACCGUUUCCGCAUGAAAAAUAGGGAGUGGAUGUUGAUCCGAACCAGCAGCUUCACCUUCCAGAACCCCUACUCUGAUGAAAUUGAGUAUGUGAUCUGCACCAAUACCAAUGUGAAGCAGCUUCAGCAGCAACAGGCAGAGCUGGAGGUCCACCAGAGAGAUGGUCUGACUGCUUAUGAUCUUUCCCAGGUUCCUGUUGCCAGUGUGAGCAGUGGAGUACAUGAGGCAGGGAAGACCAUCGACAAAUCCGAAACCCUUUUCUCCCAGGAGAGAGACCCACGGUUUGCUGAGAUGUACACCAACAUCUCUAGCUCGGGAGAUAAGAAGAUGAUGGUUCCCUCUUCGACAGCAGGAGGACAGCAGCUCUACUCCCAGAGCUCUCCAUUCCAGCAGGGGCAUUCCGGAAAAAGCUUCAGUUCCUCUGUGAUCCAUGUCCCAGGUGUGAAUGACAUUCAGCCAACAAGUUCAUCCAGUCAGAAUCUUGCUCAGAUAUCAAGACAGCUCAACCCAGGACAAGUCGCUUGGUCAGGAAAUCGCCCCCCCUUCUCUGGCCAGUCCAGUAAAGCUCAGUCCAGUCCUUUUGGCAUUGGUACUGGCCACAGCUACCAGACUGAUCCUGCCUCCUACAGCCCUUUGUCAUCCCCAGCCACCUCAUCCCCCAGUGGCAAUGCCUACUCUGGUCUGACAAACCGCACCACAGCUUUUGACGUUUCAGGAGAGAGCAGCCAGACCGGAGCUCAGUUCCAGGGUCGACCUAGUGAAGUCUGGUCCCAGUGGCAAAACCAGCAUCACUCCCAGCAGGCUGGAGAGCAACAUGCACACCCCAAUCCUAGUCAGACUGAAGUCUUCCAGGACAUGUUACCCAUGGCAGGAGAUCCCACUCAGGGAACAGCCAACUAUAACAUUGAGGACUUUGCUGACCUUGGCAUGUUUCCACCGUUCUCCGAGUAAUCCCAGCAUCUCCUGUCAUUUUUCCUUUGCAAGGGAAGAACUGGACUGAUUUUGUUUGCAUUAAUAAUCUCAUGUGGUGUCUCAUUUGCAAACAUGUCUGGACCACGAGCUCACAAGUAAUGUGCAGGACAUUGAAUGUCAGGAUGCACACAUCAAGCUAGCAUACUAACAUACAGUCCACUUAUGUUUUGAUUUACCGGUUUGCAGUAUAUAUCUGUGAAUGCAAAUGAAGUCUGCUGAGACAAGUAAUACAAAGCAUCGGUAUAACCAGAGGAGGUCAGCUGUUUGAUCUUAGCACAUCUUUACUUUUAAGGCACAUUUCAGUCCACAGAUGUAGAAAAUAAUUUUUACCCCACUAUUUAUAGAAAAAUAUGCUGUUAUACUCUCAGAAUUGCUGGCCUUUACAUCAUCGGCUAAUUGGACCCAAUGCUGCAGUCUGUGUUGAGGAUUAGGAUUAAUACAAAAUUAAUUGCAUUUUAAUUUAUCAAAUGCAUCACAGGCACAGCAUACUGAUCGUGUGGCAUAAUAACGUAUAAGAUCAGAACAGUUAUGCCUCGUUUAUCACUCAGGUUACUUUGUAGACCACCCCUGCAAUAACCAAAAUUAGCAAAGUCACAAGUAUUUGCACUAUUUAGUGCUCUUGUAAAGUUUUGUGUACAGUAUGUGCAUGAUACGUGCCCUAGCCCAUUUGCAGUUCACCAUUCGCGACCCACCAUAUGAUCAGAAUUUGCGCUCAAAGUUCUUUUUUUCUCUUAAUGUACUGCAUUUUAACAUCCAUAAGGUGUAUUUUGAGAUCUUAAAUUCUCUCCUAAAUAGUUGUGGUGCCUUACAACAUCCCGUACCUUACAUGCACACAGAGGUCCUACAUCUGUAAAAGCACCCAAUGAAGUUGAACACUUGUUACAUUGUUGCAUGUGCUACCACAUGUUUUAUUGUGUAUGUAAGCUAACAUUUGAGUUUGCUCACAAGGCAGUGAGGAACAAUUUUAUAUAUGUAAGCAAAAGUUUAGGUUAGGUGUAGACAGGUCAUUACUCAAGAUGUUGUUCACACUCGUGGUGUCACAUCGAAACUAAAAUUAUCACACCACAGUAAGCAAAUAAUACAACAAAUUAAAGAAUCCCUGAAGAAAUAAUUGACACAAAUUAUGCAUUUUAAACGCUAUUUACAUCCUCCAAGCAUGCUUUGCGGCACGAAGGAGCUCCUUGGUGCCACAAAGCAUGCUGGGAGUGCCGCAGGUUUUGUCCGGAAACUACCACUUUUAUUUGUUUUAUUAUAACAACGCUAACAACAUAACCAGUGUUUUCAAGUGUACUUCAUUGGACAAGUCACACAAUAUUUAUAGAUAUUGGAACUCAUUUUGCACAUAAGGCAUGCUGUCCAUUUUGGAGAAAAUUUCAAGAUUUUCAAAUGCACCUUAUAAUCGCAAAAAUAUAGUACAUAAUAUCAUACCUAGGUAUUUUAAUACUGCAUGUUAUUCGCGGAUUUACGUUUUUCGUGGGUUGGAAGGAAUGUAACCUCCCCAAAUAAUGAGGGAACACUGUAUUAUUUUUGUUAGAAAAUGGAAGCUAAAUCAACUUAACAUGGUGAAAACCCAGCAUUCAGUGAUAAAGGUAUAACACUGUAUAAUAAUCUAGCCAUGGCCUGAAGAAAAAGGGGAGAUGGAAAGCCGUUCAGAAGUUGAGAACACAAAUUGAAGAUGCUUGUGUAACGCCAGCAGCGGGAAGGAAGGGCUUCUUUGCUAUGAGACGGACCCCAACCUCGAAACUUUGGUUCCUUCUCUCACUCAUGCUACGGCAGUACAUUUCCAGGAUGUACAGUACGAAUUAUGUGACCAUAAAAUAUGUAAGUCUGGCAUUUCAAUUUUAAUUUCAGCACAUUAUAUUGUAUUGUAUUACCAUUAUUAUCCAGCCAUCCAUUUUCUUAACUGCGUAUCCUCACGAGGGUCAAGAGGAGUGCUGGAGCCUAUCCCAGCUGUCAACAGGCAGGAGGCAGGGUACACCCUAAACUGGUUGCCAGCCAAUAGCAGGGCACAUGGAGACAGACAACAAUUGCGCUUUUACAAUCACACCUAGGGGCAAUUUUGAGUGUCCAAUUAAUGUUGCAUGUUUUUGGAAUGUGGGAGGAAACCGGAGUAACCUGGACGAAACAUCACACAGGCAGGUCCAGGAUUGACCCUGGGACCUCAGAACUGUGAGGCCAACGCUUUUCCAGCUGAUCCACCGUGCUGCCCCCAUUAUUAUUAAAGCAAAAGCAUAAUUCAACCUUUAUCUUCCAACAUCCAUCCAGUGCUGGAGUGGAUCACAGCUGACUCUGCAAAAGAGGCAGGGUACUCCCUUAAAUGGUCACCAGUUACUCGCACACAAAUACACAUUCGCCCUCACAUUCCUGAUAUUUACAAUGAAAUUGUAAUUAUCAAUACAAGUGGUGGAACCAUGGACGUUACAGUUCUGAGGACCUGGGUUCAAAUCCCGGCCCAGCUGUGUGGGGUUUGCAUGUUCUCCCCGUGCCUUCGUGGGUUUUGUCCGGAAACUACAGUUUUCACCCACAUCCCAGAAACAUGCGUUAAUUGGAGACUCUAAGUUAGUGGUGUGAAUGUGUGUGCGAAUGGUUGCUUUUUCCUAUGUGCACUGCGAUUGGCUGGCGACCAGUUCUGGGUGUAGAACGAGAGAACAAUCAUCUUUAUUCUCAUGAACAUGCAUGUAUGCACGUGAAAUUUGUUCUCCGCAUUUUACCCAUCACCGUGAACACACAGUCACUUGUUAGCAGAACACACAGGAGGACGAGGGACCUGAGGCACCCGGGGAGGAGUUCGAUCAGUGUCUUGCUCAAGAACACCACAGCCGUGAGUCCUGAGAAUGGUCCAGUUGGGGUCUUGAACCUACGUCCCCCAGGGUGACUGAUGAUGGGCUCUCACUUGAAGAUAGUUGAAAUAGGCAUCAGGGCCUCAUUGACCCUAAUGAGGAUAAGCGGCACAAAAAACAGAUGGAUGGAUUUAAAUGUAAGUGUCAGCGCAGACAGUGUUUACACAAGCAAAGAAGACUUACAAGGCAUUCACUGCACACCACUCAUCAGUUGACUGGUAUGAAGUCAGAAACAAUUAUACUAACUCUUACUGUUACUUAUUCUUACGGUUACGCUUACUCUUCCAUGUCCAAUCCACUAAAAAGAAAUGGUUUCAAUUUGUUGCAGGACUUCAAAAGUAUGAAAAUUAUUACAUUACAUUAUUUUUUCAUCAGAUGGAUAUCUUUUCAUAAAAAGCUUGUUUAGCUGUUCAUAAUGUGGGUAUUCAUAUGUUAAUAACUUAGUCAUCUUUAAUAAACUGAUCUGUAUGCACUAAUCCCUUACUCCUUGCGGGAGUUACAUUCCUGUCCACCCUUCUGUUUUCAUAGCAUUUGCGGGAUGUAGAUUUUUUUAAAGGUCUUCAAACACAUAUUAGAGUAAUGCCAACACAUAUUGAGAGUGAGACCAAUGAAUAACAACAGAGUAACAACUGUAAUAAUACUUAGACACAACAACAAGAAAUCUACAAUACAGCUGGACUCGAAAGCAUGGACUGUAAUAAAGCAGUGAAAUACUGUGGGAAUUGGGGAUCGAGAGUUUUCUCACUUUAGGGGUUGUAUUGUGUAAAUUACACACUUAUGGUCCAAUAGGUCAAAUAAGGCUAAGGAUGAGCUUUACAGUGCCGUGAAAAACAAUUCUCCCCCUCUCAGACUUCUGUUUAUUUUUUUUCCAUCACACACUAACUUUAUUUAGUCAAAUCAAUUUUAAUAUCACUCAGGAACAACCCAAGGAAUUAAAAAAUGCAGUUUUUAAACAAACAAUAAUUGAAUUUAUUAAGGCACAAAAAAUCCAAAACUUUCUGACCCUCUGUGGAAAAAAGCAAUUAUCCCCCGUUAAAUUACAAAAUCACUGUGACUCACCAUAAAUUUGGGAAAGGUGUCUUCAAUUUCAAUUUCUUCCUCUGUGAAAAAGUAUUUGCCCCAUUAACCGAAUAACGGGUUAUGCCAUCCUUGGUAGCAAUAACUGAAAUCAAGCAUUUGUGAGAAUUGGUGAUGAGUCUUUCACGUCACUCUGCAGGAAUUUUUUCACACUCUUCUUUGCAAAAUUUUUCAACUCCACCAUAUUGGAGUUUUGUUGUCGUUCUAGCUCAAACCCAUUUCAGGUCACACCACAGCAUCUCAGUUGCAUUGCAAUCCAGACUUUGACUCGGCUAUUGCAAAACCUUCAUUUUUUUUUUUUUUUCCUGAGUGAGAGUCAGAGGUAGACUUGCUGGUUGUGUUUCAGAUUGUUGUCCUGCAUGAUCAAAGAGAGCUUGUGUUCUUGGUUUACAAAAUAUAAAGCAGAAAAUUAUCAAUCUCCUCCGGUUAUUGGGAUGACAUGUAUUAUAGAGUGAGACAAAGAGUGGUUAACACGAUAUAUUGUUAAAAAGAAAAAAGUACACCUUCAUCUGCCUCAUGGAGCCCCUGGCACACCAUCACCGGCUCUUGUCAGAGAGCAGCAGGAGCAAUGGUGCUCAUCUCAUCACCUCAUCAACCUUACUUUGUAAAGUUCAGCAUUGUGUAAUGAUGUCCAUAACUCCAGUAAAACAAAACAAAAAAAAUGUUAUAGAGGGAUUCUGUGAUUUUUAAGAGGAAAACAUGGAAUGGCAGGCAGUUACUAUGCUAAGGCAUAAAGUGCACGUCAUAACUGCUAAUCUCACCAGCCUGCUUUAAAAGGGAAAACCGCAAUACUGUCUAAGCAAUUGCAGUGUUUAGUUGUGUACUUGGUGUUGUUCAUCUUUCACUACUUGACUUACAUAACUUCAUAAUCUUUUGGAAGUGUUAAGACGUAUUCUUACUUUGUAGUGAGGGAGCUUUUACAUGAUCGAUUGUAUGAUGUGGCUGACAGACAGAUGGAAGAACAUACACACACAUAUUUUUGCUUCAGCUCCCGGCCCAAUACUUUUUGUAAAUAAUGUGAUUUUUAUGUCUGGGUGUUAUUUUCACACUGCUAAUUGUUUUAUGUGUUUAAUGUGCAUUCUUAAUAAUGUGUGCAGUGCAAGUACAUAUUUAACUAUUGGUAUUUAGUUAGGUUGUUGGUUGUACAUUGACUUCUACACCUGUAUAAACUGUGUAAAUGUGUCCUAUUAUUUUUGUGUAACACCGUGAAUUGUGACAAUAAAUUCUUAUUGGUUAUAUGUCUUUA
Syngnathoides biaculeatus (alligator pipefish) is the source of this 8226-nucleotide messenger RNA. It is a transcript of the gene arnt2, whose product is annotated as aryl-hydrocarbon receptor nuclear translocator 2. Bases 928 to 3042 code for a protein of 704 amino acids. The transcript has 21 exons. Gene Ontology annotation, biological process: regulation of transcription by RNA polymerase II. Lineage: Eukaryota; Metazoa; Chordata; Actinopteri; Syngnathiformes; Syngnathidae. Gene Ontology annotation, cellular component: cytoplasm; nucleus; aryl hydrocarbon receptor complex. The record is from RefSeq and is a predicted model, not a curated record. Gene Ontology annotation, molecular function: DNA-binding transcription factor activity, RNA polymerase II-specific; protein dimerization activity; RNA polymerase II cis-regulatory region sequence-specific DNA binding.